Daldinia caldariorum is the source of this 1621-nucleotide messenger RNA. Its product is annotated as alpha/beta-hydrolase. Gene Ontology annotation, cellular component: membrane. The record is from RefSeq and is a predicted model, not a curated record. The transcript has 2 exons. NCBI's taxonomy places the organism in Eukaryota, Fungi, Ascomycota, Sordariomycetes, Xylariales, Hypoxylaceae. Gene Ontology annotation, molecular function: lipase activity. Bases 282 to 1253 code for a protein of 323 amino acids.
ACGCCCCUACCCUUAGGUACCUUAUGUAUCCGUUUUUGUAAUAAGCCUUGUCUUAACCAAUCAAUAAUAAUAUCGUUUAUAUGAUCUUUCUUGCUUACGUAGCUCCCGGCUCUUUCGUCAUGUAUACAAAAACUAUUCUCACUUCACCUCAUAACAACAUACACCUUAGAAACUAUCACCGUUGACUAGCAUACGAUAGACGUGACGUAACUAUAAGAAAAUUUCAUCUUGUUAUAUCCCAUAAAUCCUAAUUACUCUUCAUCUCCACUCGUCAUCCCAAAAUGGGAGAUAUCAACAUCGUCGAGGGCACCUUCGAGGUCGACGGCGUAAGCUUGCACACCAAGUCCUGGCUUCCCUCCGGCCCCCCAAAAGCAAAACUCGUCGUCGUCCACGGCUUCAGCGACCACAUCGACCGCUACUACGACCUGUUCCCGAGCCUCGCGCGGCGGGGCAUCGCGGUCCUAGGCUUCGACCAGCGCGGCUGGGGGAGGAGCGUGCGCCGGCCCUCGGACCGCGGACGCUCGGGGCCCACGGCCACCGUGCUCGCGGAUCUCGCGGCUUUCAUCCGGGAGAGGGCGUUCGCGUCCUCUUCCGCAGAUCGUAACGACAGUGAUAAUGAUGACGUCCCCGUAUUCCUCCUCGGCCACUCCAUGGGCGGCGGCGAAGUCCUCGCCCUGGCCAGCACCCCGGCGUACGACGACAUCGUGGCCAGGAUCCGCGGCUGGAUCCUCGAGGCCCCCUUCCUGGGCUUCGCCCCCGCCGUCCAGCCGCGGCGGCUGACGGUCCUGUCGGGGCGGCUGGCCGCGCGCGUGGCGCCGCACUUCCCGCUCGUGCGGCCGGUGCCGCCGGAGCACCUGUGCCGGGACCCGGCAGUGCAGGCGAGCCUGGCGGCGGACCCGCUGCUGCACUACACGGGCACGCUGGAGGGGCUGGCGGGGAUGAUCGACCGCGCGGAGGGGCUGGCGUCGGGAAAGCUGCGGCUCCGGCCGGGCGUGCGCGCCGUGUUCCUGGCGCACGGGACGGCGGACAUGGUGACGAGCUACGAGCGCGUGCGGGAGUGGUGGGAGAGCCAGGGGCGGAAGGUCGAGGACGCCAAGUUCAAGUCGUACGAGGGGUGGGCGCACCAGCUGCACGCCGACCCCGGGAAGGAGGAGUUUUAUCAAGACGUGGGGGAUUGGAUACUGCAGAGAGCGGGUGGUGGUGGUGGUGAUGAUGGUGGUGAUGGUGGGAGGAGACCGGAGGCUAAAUUGUGAUGAACGAAGUAGGUAGGCACCUCCUAAGAAAGAAAAAAAAAAGGUGGGAAGAUGUGGGAAAAUAGGGGUUGGGGAUUCGUGACGAUGUCCAAUUACAGGCCGUCGUGGUAGUCUGGUGUUACGUUGCACGAUAAAAGGGGUAUGCAUCAAGUACCUAAGGUUAGGUACCUAUUAAAACAAGGAGAAUCGAUCUUUAAGAAAUGGGCGUAUGGGCGCACUGGAUUCUCUCAUUCCCUAGAAUAUAAGUAUAGAUAGGUACCUAGGUAGGUACCUUACCUAAAUUUAUUCAUCUAUAGAAACUGAGUGUUGCCGGUAAAUCAAUUUCUCUACCUCCUAGACAUGUAGGAGGUACCUAUCGAUCAUGCCGU